UUUUUUUUUUUGGUUUGGGCAUGAGCAACAAGUCAUCUCCAAGACGUAGAUCAGUGGCCAAUAAACGAUAUGAUGAAGAUUAUGAAUAUUAUGUUCCAGCAGUUAGGAGUUACAGCAAAGGCACUAAAAGUGAAUCUACAGCUGAUGAAUCUGAAAAUACGGACUCUCAAGAAGUAAAAAAGAAAAGAGGAAGACCCCCAGGUUCAAAGAACAAGUCUACUCCAGAAGCAGAAGUAAAGCGAGGGCCAGGUCGUCCUAGAAGAUAUACAGCACCUCCAUCUCAAGAAGAAGAAGAAGAAGAAGAAGAAGAAGUGGAAGAGGAAUCAAGUGAAAUCAAACCCAUUGAAGUGAACAUUUUGAGUAUUCAGCCAGAAGAAAUGGCAGAAGUUGAAGAAAUAAUAACAGAUCCACCUAAAAAGGAGAAAGUAAACUUGGGUCAAGUUUUAGAGCUGGCUGUACAGUCAAUGAGUGUUACAAUGGAAACAGAAGAAGAAGAAGAAUUGACAGAGCAGCAUACUAAUAAAUCUGUCAAUACUCAAAUAACACAAGAAGUUCUGGAAGUAACACACCAGAAAAUGACAUUUGAAUCUACUAAAGAUCAUGACAGUGAUUUUGAGUGGAAACUAGAAAAUGAAGAAGACCCAGUUAUCCACUCACCUCCUGCCAAGAAGAAGAAAAUGACCGCUAGUAGUAGUUUUAUCGUCCCAACGAACGCAGAUGAUUUAGAGGAGUUCGAAGAGGACGGGGAAGGCCGGAUCCAAGUUCGGACCAUUGUUGUUGGGGAGGGAGAAGGAGCAAGAAUCGAGUGCCUGUCCUGUCAUCGCAUCAUGAAACCCGGUUCACUGAAAGCUCAUUUGAAGACCCAUGCCCAUGAACGACCCCAUGCUUGUGAUUUGUGCGAUGCCCGCUUUACUCGACGAGGUGAUUUGGAACGCCACAUCAAAGUAGUUCACAACAAGGACCGACCUUUCAAAUGCAGCAAGUGCCACCGCACCUUUGGUGACAAAAAGAACUUACGCUGGCAUUUAAGCAACCAUGAUCGUAAACUUUUUCAUCACUGUCAAGUGUGUGGAUUUAAGUUUGGCAAACGAGAGUACUGGGAGAAUCACGUUCGCUAUAUUCAUCCCAUUCCAGGAACCGAAUUAGAACCGGUUCCGGCCGAAAUGCCGGAGAUUGAAAUUAAAGAUGGAGCUUCCACCAGCUCUGUGGAGAUUACGCAUAGAAAAGUAGAUCCUGUUGUCGUCAACAAAAUGCUGAAUGGAAAUAAAGGAACUCCAGCUCUUGUCUACACCAAACGAGGAGCAGCCAGUAACCGCUUGUCAACUGAUCCAUUUGCUGGACUAAAAACGCCUAAGGUCACUUUCCCUCCUACAUACUGGGAUAAUUGGGAUGAAUUCAUGGAACGGACGCAAAUUUGGCGAUUCCGACCAGCCAUCCAACGUUUCGGAUCGAGUGGUCGUCCCCUUCGACGAAAAAAGGUCCCUGAAACCGUAGUGGAGCUAAGGCCUUCGGAGAGGCCAGACAGUCAAUUUGACAUCGGUCCAUUUACGGAAGAGGAGACGCUUUUGGAUGACCAAACGGGUGCCUUUAUUACUUCUAAGGGAGAAGUGGUGGGAUACCCUGAAGAAAUGUUCAAACUUGAUGAAAAUGCGGAAGUUGAGGAAGAAGAAGAGGAGGAAGAAGAUGAAGAGCCAGUGAGAAUCGACGUGGGGGAGAUCCAAUUAGAGCAGCCCAUGUCUGGAACAGAAGUUUUAUCUACACAUCACUUGGUUUACGGAGAAGAUGGCCAGAUGCGACUGAUGGUUGGUCCGGGUCGAGUAGAUGGAGAACAUGAUCUGGAAGGUGGUGUAUAUGAUGACGAUGAGGACGGUAUGUUGCGAGGAGAUCUUGGACACGCCUUUGUUGAAUCGGGCCAAAUUGUUAUCCUUCAGCCUGACGGUAGUGCAGUGCUUGCGCCUGCUGGUGGGCAAUUAGUCGAGACAGAGAAUGGACAAUUGAUUCUCGUCCAAACCCACGAGGACGGUACUCAGACGGCCGUAGCUUACGCAACAGCGCAGACAGUAGAUGACACCGAAGGGGUUGUCGAAGAAGACGAAUCUGGGGAGAUAAAAACUGAACCUUCAUCGAACCAGGACGCCGUACAAACCCUAAUAGAUGCCGUACAGGAGUUGAUUGAUAACAGGCAGAAGCCGAGUUGAAACGAUUCCCUUUUCUUACAUCAUCUCGAAAUCAAUAUUUUUGGCAAAAACACAUCCAUUCGUCAUUUCCCUCCCCUACAUCUCCCAAUUUCUUUUACCUUCUGUCGUGUAUUUAGUGUGAUUCUUUUCUUGUCUUUACAUUACUACCUUUCAAACUUUUUUUUUUUUUGUUUCAACAUGUAAGAAUCCUUGGAUGUAGUCCUCAGAAUUGCUGCCUAUUCUUUAUCCCUGUUACGGGACGUAAGAUAUCGAUUGGUUGAUUGUUGUUCGCACUGAAGACUAAGAAUUUCAUAAUUUGUGGGAGGGAUAAGUUACGAGUGUAUUCUUGACAAGUUAUAUUACAUCGUCGCUAGAUUUUCUGGAAUCAACAAGUUUUAAACAAGA
Molecule: messenger RNA, 2582 nt
Organism: Daphnia pulicaria
Lineage: Eukaryota; Metazoa; Arthropoda; Branchiopoda; Diplostraca; Daphniidae
Exons: 9
Coding region: 21-2198 (725 amino acids)
Biological process (GO): regulation of gene expression
Cellular component (GO): nucleus
Source: RefSeq, a predicted model, not a curated record